UUUACGAUCCGAUGGAAGAUGUUUUAACACAUGUCGAUGAUUCUUACAUAGUUCUUGAAACAAUAACUAGCCGACAAAUUUUCUUGAGCGUUAAGCGCCCCGAAAAAAAUGCUGAAGAGUCCUCAGUUAAAAAGCAGUCGAAGCCUAGUAAGUUGAAGCCAUCAGUGAAGUUAUACAACAAUUACAGCGACUUCACCAGAGAAACAUUUAUAGACCGUACGCUUGAAAAUCCUCAAGAGCGUGGACUAGUGGCCAAGGUUGCAAGAGACUUAAAUAUUAAUUACCGCACUGUGUUAAGAUGGUGGAAGUAUUACCAAGGGGCAGAAGAGGUUGAGCAUAAAAAGUCUGAACAAGACAGUGGUCCAAAAAGCCCAUUUACAACCGAGCAUAACGAGUAUAUAAAAGAGCUACUCGAUAAUGACUCCCUGUUAUAUUCAGACGACAUAAUAAUUAGUUUGACCGAGCGAUUUGAAGGCUUUACUAUAUCAAAGUCGCAACUUAAUAACCAUUUACGAAACACAAUGCUCAUCACUAUGAAAAAGCCGAUGUUUGAGCCUGAAGUCAGAAACUCAGUGGGAAAUCUACAGACGAGAUUCGAGUGGUUUAUGGAACGGAAAGAUUCUAAUCUGGAUUUUACAAAAAAUUGUAUUUUCAUUGAUGAAGCUGGGUUUCAUAUUAAUAUGAGGAAUAAUUGAGCUAGUUCAAAAAGUAGCAGCUCUGCUAUAGUAAAACAACCAAAAACUAGAGCGCAAUCUCAUAUCGUUAUUGAGACUAUUCACUCGUCUAGCGUUGUUCACGCUGUUAUAAGAAAACCUCCACCAAGAAAAAAAAAACACAGGCUACUAAAAAAAAGAGAGAAAAGCUAAUAAUGGAAAGAAGAGAACCGCAGCCGAGAUUAGUAAAGAGGAUCCAGAAGACUAAAGGCCCUGUUUUACCCCGCCAAAAACAUCCCUAAACAAAGACACUUCCUUUACCAAACUUCGUUUUUACCGUGAAUUGAGACUCAUCUAACCAGAUUACGUUGUCCCAGUUAUCAAGGGAAUGAUUAAGGUGAUUUUGGCACCAGUCCAUGCGUUUUUUUUACAUUCUUUUCCUUCAUAAAAGGUUUGUGAACAG
This is a messenger RNA of Rhizopus microsporus ATCC 52813, 1116 nucleotides long. RefSeq lists its product as uncharacterized. NCBI's taxonomy places the organism in Eukaryota, Fungi, Mucoromycota, Mucoromycetes, Mucorales, Rhizopodaceae. The coding region runs from base 12 to 695 and encodes 227 amino acids. The transcript has a single exon. The record is from RefSeq and is a predicted model, not a curated record.